Molecule: messenger RNA, 960 nt
Organism: Rotaria sp. Silwood2
Lineage: Eukaryota; Metazoa; Rotifera; Eurotatoria; Philodinida; Philodinidae
Source: the annotation of a GenBank genome assembly
AUGACUGCAAGUGAUAUUGAAAUAGAUGAUGUUGAUAUGCUUUCAUGUCCAAAUGCACCAAUUAAAUGGGAAUUAACAUCACGAACACAAAUUCUAUUCAAUGAUCCACUUGGUCUACUUAAUCCAACUCCAACGGCUCCUACACCUCAAUUAAUUAUGAAUCGAACAUCUUCUGUGAUGGAAAAACCUUUUGCUAAUUCAAUACCGACUUCAUCUGAAAUGAAACUAGCUAUAAAUCCUACUUCAAAAGAAGAAGAACAAAUUUCAUCUCUAUUACAUAUUCCAACAUUAAUAACACAGAUAUGUACUAAAUUUAAUCCAAGUGUUAAAAAUCCAACAAUCAAUAAAGAACGAACAUUAGCAAGAAGUAAUAGUAAAUUACGUAGUAGUAUGUCAUCACUUGUAUCACAGCAAAGUUCAAAUAGUUCAUCAUUAAAUACGAACAAUAUUCAUGAUGAUAUCAAAGCUUUAAUUUUAGAUCCAUCAAGUGUUGCAAUACCAAUUAGUAACAAUCAUGAUGAGGAUUCUCAUUUUCCAAGUCGAAUUAUUGAAAUAGGUAGUUGCAAUCGAUGUUCAUCAUGCAAUCAAUUUUUAUGUGAUGAAGAAAUCAUGAAUGGCUGGUCUCCAGAUGAUUCUGAACUCCAUACAAUGAAAUAUAAUUCGACAGUGGCAACGCCAACGAAUAAUGUUACACAACAAUUAAUAAUUGAAAAAAGCAAACAAUCAUUCUCAUCAGCCAAUCCAAUAAUACCAACAGCAGAAACAAUUGAUGUUAAUUUUAAUGUUGAUCUAAUAUAUACACAAAUACGUGAAUUAGCUGAAACAAAUUCAAAUUAUUUUUCUCAACCAAAAAAUGAUAUUUGUCCAAGAUUUGAACGUUUAUUUAUUCAACUUAUACAUUCAUUAGAAUAUUCUUUACCACUUAUUCGAUAUCUUUCUAGACAAUUUUCAUCAUUUUGA